AUACAUAAUAUAUAUACCAUAAUUAAUAUUAAUUUUAUUAAAAAAAGGAAAAAUUUAAAUAAAAUAUAAAACUAUAUAAAAAACAAAGUCAAAAUAGGGAGAAAAAUGUUACAACAUCCAUCCAAAUACCAUCCGAAUCCUUUAUCACAUUUUUUAGCAUUACAAAAUCAGCAUGUAGCCCAUCAACAAGUAACACAUCAUUCUAAUUAUCAUCAUACAAGUUCACAAUUACAUCAUUUAAAUGCUGCUGUUAAUAGUUCAUUAGAUGUUGGAAAAUCUUUUACAAUUGCUGCAAUUUUAGGUUUACAAAAGAAUGCAAUUGAACAAAGACAAAAUCAACAUCAUAAUCCACAUUCAAUUAAUCAUCAUCAUCGUAACGAUUUUAAUAAUGUUAUGAAUCUUUCAUUAAAUAGUCAUAAUUUACAUACACAUCAACAACAAUUACAAAUUCAAAUAAGUGCAAAUAAUCAUUUGAAAUUUAAUCAUUUUGCUGCCGCCGUCGCUAAUGCACCAUCUGCAUUACAAAGUUUACAACAAUUACAUCAACAUCAUGUUACAGCGGCAGCUGCAGCAGCUGCUGCAGUGGCAGCACAACAACAAACCACAAAUUUAGGACUAGGAGGUCAUUCAAGAGAAAAACAUAAAAAUGAUCAUAUAACAUCUUCAUCAACAUCAUCUUCAACAACAGUAGCAGCAGCAUUAACAGGAACAACAAUAGGUGGUCUUACAUCAAAGAAAUCAUCUUUAAAGAGUAAACGUGUUCGUACUAUUUUCACACCCGAACAAUUAGAAAGACUUGAAGCUGAAUUUGAAAGACAACAAUAUAUGGUUGGACCCGAACGUUUAUAUUUAGCACAUACAUUACAAUUAACUGAAGCUCAAGUAAAAGUAUGGUUUCAAAAUCGACGUAUAAAAUGGCGUAAACAUCAUUUAGAAAUAAAUCAACAACGUUUAGCUUUAAUAAGACAAAUGAAUAAUAAUGAUGAUAAUUGUUCAACUUCAAUUGCAAAUAAUAAUACAUGUAAUAAUAAUUCGAAUAACAGUACUAAUAGUAAUAUAUUACAAUCAGCUUCAAUUGCAUCUGCAAUUGAUGUUGAACGUGAUUUUAAUAAUGAUAGUCCUAUUAUUAACUGUAUCAUAUCGUCAUCACCAAAUAAUGAAAUUGCAAAUAUUGAAUCUGAUGAUCCAGAUUUAUCGAUAUGUAAUGAUUCUUUAGAUGCUGAUGCUGAAAGUAUUGAUGCUGAUGAUUCAUAA
Messenger RNA from Condylostylus longicornis, 1254 nucleotides. Its product is annotated as homeobox protein B-H1-like. The record is from RefSeq and is a predicted model, not a curated record. Gene Ontology annotation, molecular function: DNA-binding transcription factor activity, RNA polymerase II-specific; DNA binding. Lineage: Eukaryota; Metazoa; Arthropoda; Insecta; Diptera; Dolichopodidae. Gene Ontology annotation, biological process: neuron differentiation; central nervous system development; regulation of DNA-templated transcription. Bases 106 to 1254 code for a protein of 382 amino acids. The transcript has 4 exons.